AGCUUCCUGAGAAGGAGUAGAGCCUCAAGUAACUAUAAAUAACAAAACCUUGAUUCACCAGCUUCACCUCAAAACCUCCAUCUCUCUGAAAAAGAAGAGGAAAAGGAUCUGGAGAGAGAUGGCGGUGAAAAUGCAGCUAUCCGGCAAAGAGAAGGCCUCCGACGCCCUCCCCCUCCCUCUCUACCUCACCAACGGAGUCUUCUUCACCCUCUUCUUCUCCGUCGUCUACUUCCUCCUCCUCCGCUGGCGCGAGAAGAUCCGCAACUCCGUCCCCCUCCACGUCGUCACCCUCUCCGAGAUCUCCGCCAUCGUCGUCUUCCUCGCCUCCUUCAUCUACCUCCUCGGCUUCUUCGGCAUCUCCUUCGUCCAGUCCCUCAUCCUCCCCCGCGCCCCCCACGACGACGAAGACGACGACAUCCUCAUCGACGACCUCAUGCUCAACGAAGACUCCCGCACCGCCCCCUGCGCCGCCGCCGCACCCCCGACUAAGAUCGUCGCCGCUCCAAUCGAACCCCUCCCCGAGGAGGAUGAAGAGAUCGUCAAAUCCGUCGUCCAAGGAAAAAUCCCCUCCUACGCCCUAGAAUCCAAAUUAGGCGACUGCCGCCGCGCCGCCUCCAUCCGCCGCGAGGCGCUGCAGCGCACCACCGGCAAAUCCCUAGCCGGCCUCCCCUUGGAAGGAUUCAAUUACGAGGCAAUUUUAGGUCAGUGCUGCGAGAUGCCGGUGGGGUACGUCCAGAUUCCGGUGGGGAUCGCCGGCCCUCUCCUCCUCGACGGCGUCGAGUACUCCGUUCCGAUGGCCACGACGGAAGGCUGCCUCGUCGCGAGCACGAACAGAGGAUGCAAGGCGAUCCUGGCCUCCGGCGGCGCCACCAGCACCGUCCACAGAGACGGCAUGACCCGCGCCCCUGUCGUCCGGUUCGGGUCGGCUAAACGGGCCGCGGAGCUCAAACUAUUCCUCGAGGAGCCUCUCAACUUCGAGACGCUCUCGCUUGUGUUCAACAGCUCCAGCCGCUUCGGGCGCCUGCAGAAGAUCAAAUGCGCCAUCGCCGGGAAGAAUCUCUACAUCCGAUUCACCUGCAGCACCGGCGACGCCAUGGGGAUGAACAUGGUCUCCAAGGGAGUCCAGAACGUCCUAGACUUCCUCGUCAGCCAGUUCCCCGACAUGGACGUGCUCGGCAUCUCCGGCAACUACUGCUCCGAUAAAAAGCCCGCCGCGGUGAACUGGAUCGAAGGGAGAGGCAAAUCGGUGGUGUGCGAGGCCAUCAUCAAGGAAGAAGUAGUGACUAAGGUGCUCAAGACUAAUGUGGCUGCGCUGGUCGAGCUCAACAUGCUGAAGAAUCUCACCGGCUCCGCCAUGGCCGGAGCGCUGGGAGGAUUCAACGCGCACGCUAGCAACAUCGUGUCGGCGGUGUACAUCGCGACAGGGCAGGACCCGGCGCAGAACGUGGAGAGCUCGCACUGCAUCACCAUGAUGGAGGCGAUCAACGGUGGGAAGGAUCUCCACGUGUCGGUGAGCAUGCCGUCGAUCGAGGUGGGGACGGUCGGGGGAGGGACGCAGCUGGCGUCGCAGUCGGCGUGCCUGAACCUGCUGGGGGUGAAGGGAGCCAGCAAGGAGGUGCCGGGGUCGAACUCCAGGCUGCUGGCGACCAUCGUUGCGGGGUCCGUUCUGGCCGGAGAGCUGUCGCUGAUGUCGGCGAUUGCGGCCGGGCAACUGGUGAAGAGCCACAUGAAGUAUAACAGGUCGUCCAAAGAUGUGACCAAGCUCUCGACUUGAUCAAGUGUCCUGUACAGUGAAACUCAAUUCCACUACUAGUACUAGUUACUCUAAUAAGGAAUAUGAAUGGAGUGGUAAUAUCUAUACAAACAUGUAUAAAUUGCUUGCUUUCUGUAUUCGUUAUUCAAUUGUUUGGCUACCUAUUCUCAAAUUACAAAAGCUAGCUUCUGUUUCUCCA
This is a messenger RNA of Salvia hispanica, 1952 nucleotides long. Its product is annotated as 3-hydroxy-3-methylglutaryl coenzyme A reductase 2-A-like. Gene Ontology annotation, cellular component: peroxisomal membrane; endoplasmic reticulum membrane. Gene Ontology annotation, biological process: isoprenoid biosynthetic process; coenzyme A metabolic process; sterol biosynthetic process. The record is from RefSeq and is a predicted model, not a curated record. NCBI's taxonomy places the organism in Eukaryota, Viridiplantae, Streptophyta, Magnoliopsida, Lamiales, Lamiaceae. Gene Ontology annotation, molecular function: hydroxymethylglutaryl-CoA reductase (NADPH) activity; protein binding.